AUGAUCGCCUUAUUCACGCCGUCCCUAUCUAUCUAUCUAUCUAUCUAUCUAUCUAUCUAUCUAUCUUCUCCUCAUCAUAUCUAUCUAUCUAUCUAUCUAUCUAUCUAUCUAUCUAUCUAUCCUGAUCUGAUCUCUCUAUUUAUCCAAGUUCGUUAUCUAUCUAUCUGUCAUAUAUAUAUAUAUAUAUAUAUAUAUAUAUAUAUAUUAUUUUAUCAAAUUUAUUCAAUUCUUUCUUCCUUUUUAUUUCUAUCUAUCUAUCUUUCUAUAAUCUAUCUUUCAAUAUGUUCAUAUUAUCUAUCUAUUCUAUCUAUCUAUCUAUCUAUCUAUCUAUCUAUCUAUCUUCAAUUUAGAAGGUUUCUCUUUAUUUCUAUCUAUCUAUCUAUCUAUCUAUCUAUCUAUCUAUCUAUCUAUCUAUCUAUCUAUCUAUCUAUGCCUGUUCAUACCUUCGUCAGCACGUCCGUUAUCCCUCUCUCCUUUUCUCUCUUUCAUCAGUUGAAAUUGGAAUUGUCUGUUGGUCACAAACAAAUUGUUGAUUUUUCUUUAGUAGUAGUAGUGCAUAUCUAUCUAUCUAUCUAUCUAUCUCGUUCACUUUGUAUGAAUCUAUAUAUAUCUAUCUAUCUAAAUAAAUAUCUUUUCAUCUAUCUAUCUAUCUAUAUACUAUCUCAUUCUCUUCAUAUAUCUAUGUCACAACUUCUGUAUCUAUCUAUCUAUCUAUCUAUCUAUCUAUCUAUCUAUCUAUCUAUCUAUCUAAUUCACUUGGUAUCUAUCUAUCUCAUUCUCUUCGUAUCUAUCUAUCUAUCUAUCUAUCUUAUUCAUUUCUUAUCUAUCUAUCUAUCUAUCUAUCUAUCUAUCUAUCUAUCUAUCAUUCGCUUCGUAUCUAUCUAUCUAUCUAUCUAUCUAUUUAUAGAAAUUAUUAUCCGUUUAUUUAUUAAAGAUUGCAAUACAUACUGCUUUCCUAGGUAUGUCAAUGGCACUUACAUAAUAAUAAAUACACAUCUAUCUAUCUAUCUAUCUAUCUAUCUAUCUAUCUAUCUAUCUAUCUAUCUAUCUAUCUAUCUAUCGCCAGGUCUCUGUCUCAAUGGUAUCUAUCUAUCGCCAGGUCUCUGUCUCAAUGGUAUCUAUCUAUCUAUCUAUCUAUCUAUCUAUCUAUCUAUCUAUCUAUCUAUCUAUCGCCAGGUCUCUGUCUCAAUGGUAUCUAUCUAUCGCCAGGUCUCUGUCUCAAUGGUAUCUAUCUAUCUAUCUAUCUAUCUAUCUAUCUAUCUAUCUAUCUAUCUAUCUAUCUCAUUCACUUUGUAUCUAUCUAUCUAUCUAUCUAUCUAUCUAUCUAUCUAUCUAUCUAUCUAUCUAUCUAUCUAUCUCAUUCACAUUUAG
This is a messenger RNA of Acanthosepion pharaonis, 1371 nucleotides long. The record is from the annotation of a GenBank genome assembly. NCBI's taxonomy places the organism in Eukaryota, Metazoa, Mollusca, Cephalopoda, Sepiida, Sepiidae.